This is a messenger RNA of Blepharisma stoltei, 950 nucleotides long. The record is from the annotation of a GenBank genome assembly. Lineage: Eukaryota; Ciliophora; Heterotrichea; Heterotrichida; Blepharismidae.
AUGAUAAGGAAUUUAAUAAGAAAAGCACACACCUGUAAUGACAUUCUAGAGAACUUUUCACCGCUUUCGUCAGAGACUGACAGAGUUUACAAGAUUUUUACUAAUGCAGUCAAUGGGCUUUUAUAUCCAGAAAAUGGGGAGUAUCUCAGUACAUUUGGGGAAUGCUCAUCAUAUUAUGCACUUCAAGGAAUCAAAAAGAGGAUGCAAGCCCAUCCUGUAGGAGCCAAAAUUCUCCAAGAGAAGCCUAGAAUAAGAACUCCUUAUGUAGACUUCAAUAAACUUCGGGCAUUAUCUCCUAAUACAUUUGGAAAACAGUAUAUCGACCAUAUGGACUCCUUAAAUUUAGUCCCUGAUGAAAGGCCACUAGUAAAGCACAUUGGAGACCUAGAUUUAGCCUAUAUUUUUCAAAGAUACAAAGAAAUCCACGAUUUUUUGCAUUUAUUACUAAGUAAAGAAAUCAGCGUAUAUGAAGAAAUAGAGGUAAAAAUUUAUGAGUUCCAGCAGCUAGAACUCGCCUCUACUGCACUUGCCUCUUUGGUUGGGCCUCUUAGGCUGUCAUUGUGGGAAAAGAUUGAGUUGCUUACUCCCUCUCUCUAGCAAAAAAAACCAUUGAAAAAUCCUUAUUUUUCCCCAAAAAAAAUUUUGAUAUAUAAGUGAUAAUUACUACAUUGAAUCUCUAGGAAAUUUGUUUAACUUUAAAUAGCUUGCAUUUUAAAACAUAAAUUUUACAAAUUAAAUUAAUAUAUUGCUUUCCAAUUAUAAUUUUUUUAAAAAAUGAACUCCCCUCAUAAACGAACAGAAUUUUUUUUGUUCACUCGAGGGGAGUUAGAAACGGAGCCCCAAAAAUGAUUUCCCUUGCAAAUAAAGGCAAAUUCUGCAUGAAUGUACACUAUGAAGCUCAUUUCGAACAAGACAUGGAGGAGUUCAAGAAGUGGUUUUUCAGUCCUUAA